UGAAGGCGUUGGUGUGUUAUAGUUUAUUGCUCUGUUGUCGUUCUAGACGUCACGGGGUAUCAUGUAAAUUGUGGCCUUUAUUGACGGCAAUUUAUUCGUGUUCACUAUCUUUCGUCUCGUGCUUGACAAGGACUUUAUUUCGGAGUUGAUCAGUGUGAAUUGAGUGUGAACUCAAUUCUGACUACCUCAUCAUUUUCUACUUCCCUCACUUCAUUAUGGGUGUGUCUGAGCCUGGUUCCUCCACCACUCCUGACCUUCCUCCCAUGGAACACGAGCGGCCAGGGUCUGGCAGCGGCCUGGAUGACGAGGACAUUCCUCAGAGGAAACAGAGGAGGUACAGGACUACCUUCACCAGUUACCAGCUUGAUGAACUGGAGAAGGCGUUUGGAAGGACACAUUAUCCUGAUGUAUUUACGAGAGAAGAACUCGCUUUGAAAAUCGGCCUCACCGAAGCUAGAAUUCAGGUAUGGUUCCAAAACCGUCGUGCGAAGUGGCGUAAACAAGAGAAGGUGGGGCCCCAUGCUCACCCAUAUAGCGGGUACCUGGGAGGGGCCCAACCGUUGCCAACAUCAGCUACUCUACCAGGGCCCCCGCAUCCAUUGUCACAACUCGGCUUUGGAUUAAGAAAACCUUUUGAUGCUGCUCUAGCUUCGUUUCGGUACGCAAGCACACCACUAUUCGGCGCCCAGUAUUUACCACCACUAUCGCGUCCACCUCUCUUUGGAGCUCCACUCUACGCGACAUCACCAGCGCACUUCCAUUCUCUAUUCGCGAACCUAACCGUUCCCGAACCUCCCCGACUAUCACCCGAACACUCCCGACCAGUGCCCGAACUAUCCCAACUAUCCCCCGAUGUUUCCCGACCGUCGUCCAAUCAUUCCCGACUGUCCCCUGAAGUGACCCGUUCUCCCGCACCAUCCAUGUCUCCUCCAAUAUCGCCGGGAAGUGAAAGCUUGCCUAUGCACCCGGUAAUGGAUGACGUGCGCACAUCCAGCAUCGCUGCUUUAAGACUAGCGGCGCGAGAACAUGAGCUAAGAUUAGAAUUAUUAAGACAACGAGCUGAUCUUAUGUGUUAAUUGAGAAAUAAUUAUCUAUAGUUGUAAUCAAAAGAUAUUGUAUAAUAAUAUAAAUAACAAUAGAAUAGAAAAGUUGAAUUAAAAUACUGUUUUGGUAUCCAGACGUGUAUAUUGUGCUGUAAAUAAGUUUAAUUAGGUAUGUUAUUUUAUAUUUUACUUUCCUAUUAUA
This is a messenger RNA of Spodoptera litura, 1245 nucleotides long. Its product is annotated as homeobox protein aristaless. Gene Ontology annotation, molecular function: DNA-binding transcription factor activity, RNA polymerase II-specific; RNA polymerase II transcription regulatory region sequence-specific DNA binding. Gene Ontology annotation, biological process: regulation of transcription by RNA polymerase II. NCBI's taxonomy places the organism in Eukaryota, Metazoa, Arthropoda, Insecta, Lepidoptera, Noctuidae. The record is from RefSeq and is a predicted model, not a curated record.